Molecule: messenger RNA, 2871 nt
Organism: Lagenorhynchus albirostris (white-beaked dolphin)
Lineage: Eukaryota; Metazoa; Chordata; Mammalia; Artiodactyla; Delphinidae
Gene: GGACT
Product: gamma-glutamylamine cyclotransferase
Exons: 5
Coding region: 1911-2342 (143 amino acids)
Molecular function (GO): gamma-glutamylaminecyclotransferase activity
Source: RefSeq, a predicted model, not a curated record
CAGACGGCGCCGCGCUCCGAGGCAGGUGAGGAGCUGGGCUUGGGCCGAGCCGGGGUCCCUGUGCCCGCCCCCGUCCCCGCCGCCGCGAGGGUGCCCUCGAGGCCCCGGGGACUCGGGGUGUUGCUGCCGGCGUGUCGCGCCAGGGCGGAGUCCGGGGCCCGCGACUGAGAACUGGAUACUUGUCCAUGGGCUUCUGGUCAUGCUGUGAGGCGGGACGGCUUCUGGUGUCCUGUUCAGAAGGAUUCUGAGGUCAAACGCUUUUCAGACUCAGACUCACUAUGAUGUGGGAUUCCAGGGCAACGCGGUUUUGAAGAAACAAGCUUACAGGGAUGAGGCUCUUCCUGAAGGAUCUGUGUUUGUUGUUCAAAACAUAAUCAGAAAGGGCGGGGACACGAGAGCACCAGCGAUCAGGAGUGACGAGCAAUGUGAUACCUCCAGUGUCAACUGGUCUGGCCCCGGCCCAGCUGUGUGGCCUCAGUCCUCACCAACCCGAGACUCGGCCUUGAGGGACUGGGCCGUUUCGCUGAGCUCUCAACUCUUCACGUUCUGGUAGCGAACAAGGCAAGCAGUGGUUUAGAGAACAUGCGCCACGAAGAGAGCCAACCAGGGUGAUGGAGGGCUGUGGUGGGUGCCGCUCAGGGAGGGUGUCACCUGGAAAGGGAGGCAAGGGCUCACGGCCACAGGCCCCAACAGGCUGAGCCCUGGAGAGUGUGCGGCCAGGCCCCUGGGGGCUGCACGGGGACAGGCCGGAGGGACCAGGCAGCGGGCCCACCAGGGUUCUGGGGGACGGUCCCGGCGAGGGUGGGAGCCGUGCAUCCCACUUUGACCUGGAGUUGUUACUGCCAGAACAUGCUGGAAGGCGGAUGCAAGUGUGGGAGAGGGAAGGCGGGGCUGGCUGGGCUCCCGCCCGCCCUAGGCCCCCCGCUCCAUCUCUCCAUCCUCCCAGGCACGCCCUCCCGCAGCAGCAGUGGGCCUGCCGCCUCCUCGGCCCCUGCACCUCCGAGUCCAGGCUCUCCUCAUUCACAGCUUGACUUGCAUACCUGGGCAGCCGCCGCUUAAGCCUCACCACUCCGAUCUGCCCUUCCUCUGCUGUCAGUCACUACAACGAGAGCUCCCAUCCCGUCUCUGUCCUGCUGAAGGCUGGCGGCUGAGACCGAGGCGGCAGAGAGGAAGGGUCGGCCCGAGUGGGCAGCUGUGAUGGCCUGUGGGCACCACCCAUCCUCCCUGGACGCCCUGAGGAGGUGGGGCGAGGCCCAGACCCCCAGACCAGCCCGUGUUUGCUGGGAAGAAAGUCGAGUCCUGUGAGUUAAGUGUGACUUCUCCAAGGGCCACUUGGCCAUGUGACUGGCGGCAGAGCCCGCUUGGCACACCGGGGCCAUGUCCCUCGGUGUCUGAAGGGCUGGGGGCAAGCGGGGCAGCUAGAUGCCAGGCUUGGAAGAGGGGCCCAUACAUUUAACUUUUCGUUUCCAUUUUUGUUUGAGUCACUUUUACACAAAUCACUUUGGUCGGUUAUGUAAUAAUCUGUGGCCCAGACCCAGGAAGGGGGGAAAAUAUUUACCUUCUCUCUCACUGGAGACAUGGUCGGUCACUGGGCUGAGUCACAGGGAGGCAGUGUCACCCUCUAGGACCUUGAAGAAGGAAGGAACACAGAAAGGUGCAGCUAACGUUUUGCUGCGUCUUGCCAGGGCCAGAAUGUAAAUUUAGUGCUGAAACCGGAAUUCUCUUUGGUAGCCGAUGACAGGGCUUGCCGCCACGACGGGCUGCCUCAUCUGACACGAGUCGCUCUUCCUGGAACCCUGCCUGGGAAGGGUGUCGUCUGGUCGGGAGUGGAGGCCCGGGGCGAGGCCACCCGUUUCCCCGCCGCGUGGGACCUGUGCGUCCGUCCUCGCUCGCUCGCAGCUCCCGGCUGCAUGGCCCACGUGUUCGUGUACGGGACCCUGAAGACGGGCCAGCCCAACCACCGGGUCCUGCUGGAGAGCGCCCACGGUCGCGCGGCCUUCCGGGGCUGGGGUCGCACGGUCGAGCCGUACCCGCUGGUGAUCGCGGGGCAGCGCAACAUCCCGUGGCUGCUGAACCUGCCGGGCCAGGGGCGCCGAGUGGCUGGGGAGGUCUACGCCGUGGACGAGCAGAUGCUGCGCUUUCUGGACGAGUUCGAAGGCUGCCCGGACAUGUACCAGCGCACCCGGGUGACAGUCGCUGUUGAGGGGGCGGGCGGGACCCUACAGUGCUUCGUGUACAGCACGGCCACCUACCCGCCCGAGUGGGUCCACCUCCCGUACCACGACGAUUACGACUCACAGGGGGAGCACGGGCUUCGCUAUAGUCCGCGGGAAAGCAGAUGAGAAGUGCGAGGGGAACGGCCGCCCGAGGACCGAGAGCCUGGUGGUUGGAAGAUGGCCUCACUGGUCCGCACUCACUGAAUGCAAAAGCCCGAGAACACCCUUUGAAACAAACAUUUAUAAAUCUCUAUGGGGGGUGGGGGGGUGGGGCAGCCGAUUUCCCAAAUAAUUUUGACAUGACUAAUAACAAGAUUGUUUCCUGAAAUCUGUCUUGCUGAUGCUGCUUUAUUGCUUGCUGCUUAAAGAGCAUCAUGGGCUUGAACGUACUGGAUGAGAAAAACUCAGAAUUUUAAUUCCCCUAAAUGACAUUUUGAAAACUCAUGUCAUGCUUUUAUUAUGUUGGUGUUUUUUGUUUUUUCCUUUGCUUUGCUUUAGUUUGAAGAUAACAUUUAAAAUGAAUAUAAAGACUUUGUGUGGCAGCUAGAUUUUAACAGCCCUGCUCUAUCAGUUCUGUCUGACCUGUAGCACUGAGAAAUUUUUUUAAAGUUGAUUUUAGACGUCUCAAUGUAAUAAAAGAACCUCAAGAAAAACA